Molecule: messenger RNA, 1504 nt
Organism: Chlamydomonas reinhardtii
Lineage: Eukaryota; Viridiplantae; Chlorophyta; Chlorophyceae; Chlamydomonadales; Chlamydomonadaceae
Exons: 2
Coding region: 90-938 (282 amino acids)
Molecular function (GO): NADH dehydrogenase (ubiquinone) activity
Source: RefSeq, a predicted model, not a curated record
UUGAACUUAGCAUACCAUUGAUAACUUAGGUGUGGCCUCCGGGGUGCGAAGCUGAGUUUUACAGGCACCGGGGUCGCUUCUGUCGCACGAUGAAGUCCGCUCAGUCGCUUCUGAUGAAGCUGCAGGCGCCCAUUAAGGGCUGCCUGCAGCAGGGAACUUCCGAGGGUCUGCGCUCGUUCGCUGCUCGCGCUCUGGGCUCGGCGAUGGAGACUUCCCUGAUACCUGAGGCCAACAGCGCCAGCACCAGCGCUAGCUCAGCGUCGCAGCUGCAGCAGACUCGUAGCAUGGGCUAUGCUUACGCCCGGAAGACCACGGACAAGGACUACAUCGCGAGCGAGCACAUGCAGGCGUUCGGCAACACGCAGCUGACGGAUUAUAUUAUUAAGACGGUGCCGAAAUUUGUGAAGAUGGCGGUCACCGGCCCAGCGCAGAGCAGCGUGCUCUACCAGGAGCCCACGAUAUACACCACGCCUGAGAGCCUGGUGCCGCUCAUGGUUUUCCUGCGCGACCACACCAACACUCAGUUCAAGUGCCUGCUGGACGUGACGGCGGUGGACUUCCCGGAGCGUGCCGCGCGGUUCGAGGUGGUGUACCACCUCCUCAGCCCCCGCUGGAACAACCGCAUCCGCGUGAAGGUGUGCGUGGACGAGGUCACGGCCGUGCCCACCCUCUGCAAGGUGUUCAACACCGCCAACUGGUUUGAGCGCGAGACGUGGGACAUGUUCGGCGUGUUCUUCAGCGGCCAUCCCGACCUGCGCCGCAUCCUCACCGACUACGGCUUCACCGGCCACCCGCUGCGCAAGGACUUCCCGAUGACCGGCUACCAGGAGGUGCGGUACGACUACGGCAAGAAGCGCGUGGUGUCGGAGCCGCUGGAGCUGACGCAGGAGUUCAGGUACUUUGACUUCAACAGCCCUUGGGAGACGCUGAACCGGUAAAGCAAUGGAGCGCCGGAGCGAUGGCGCUUGCGGCCUUGCAGAGUUGGCAGAGGGAGCUGGCAGCGGGGGCGAAUGCAAUUGCUGGCGCCCGCUUGUCACUGGCUCGCUGCUGUAAGACACGCGGGGGCAUUGCUGGCGCGGCGUGGUUUUGUGGUGGAGGGUUGGUAUUAAGGUGUCGGUAAGGAGGCAGGCGUUGAGGGCACUGGUUCAAUGCAGUCGUUGUGUUUGUGUGCAAGGUGUGCCUGUUGUGAAUGCAUGGCUGUCGGCACUCCGCACACUUUGUGCGCAAGUCUAGGAUGUAGCGAGUCUCAACGCUCCGAGUCACACUCGAGAGUGGGUUUUCUGCAAGUGUUUAUCGCCGCGACCAUGCUUGCAGUUGUAGGGGGUUAGCAAGGCAACGAUUGGCCAGACAGGACUGACACGUAGUGUUUGCGGCUUCAAAGCUUAACAACUUGACAGCAGGAAGGGAUUGUAGCAUAUGGAUUAGGUGUGAUGCGUGUGUCCCGCGCUCAGGCACCGCGUGGGCAGCCGCUGAUGUAGUUCGGCAGCUGUAAGGUCCACGUGGA